This is a messenger RNA of [Candida] anglica, 578 nucleotides long. The record is from the annotation of a GenBank genome assembly. NCBI's taxonomy places the organism in Eukaryota, Fungi, Ascomycota, Pichiomycetes, Serinales, Debaryomycetaceae.
CCACUUUAAUAGGAUUGUGCAGUCUUUGUCUAGUUUAUCUUGAUACUUUGGAAUAAAGUGGUAUUUGUUUCUCAAAGGAAAAAUUAUAUUUGCGAUAAAUAUUUGACUGUAUACAUUUCAAAUUAGAAGAUACAUAUAUCCAUCGAUUCAUACAAUGACACAAGAGCUGAAAGAACUCGAUCAAAUUAAAGGACAGGUCCAAGAUUACCUUAUUUCGUCUGGUAAUUAUGACAUUAUCAACAAACAACUCAAACUUAAACUAUAUGAAUCAGGAUGGUUUGAUCAAAUUGCACAACUUGCAAGCAGAGAAUUAUUAGAAAAUCUGAAAGAGAAUAACCAAAUGUCAUUUGAACAAUUAUUUGCAUUUGUAAGGCCCAAGGCUGAACAAAUAGUACCUAAGGAAAUCAAAGCAGAAAUAUUAGAAAAACUUCAAGAUUAUCUUGAAGAUGUAAUAAAUUAGAAUUUGCAUAAAAACAUCAUACAAACAUAUAAUGAAAAGAGAAGUGAAUAGAUGAAGUACAACAGAUUACUAGGUAGACGUAUAGGUUGAAUAGUGAUUAAUACAGAUAAUAACGAAU